CAAAAAUUCAGUGUGCAGGCAUAGGGUCCACAAGACUGGAGCCUUGCCGAUAACCAUUGUUCAUCAGGCUCUGGUGUUCAUGACAGGAUUCAAACCUUGCAUACACAGGGAAUCAAAUUUGUGUUCUUUUUACUUGUCUGAAAAAGGAAAAGGUUUUCAAGUGGACAAGGCCUUCACUCCUGAAGCAACAUAGGGUUAACAAGUAGUCAGGGGAGGAAGGGGGCCAUAAAAGCUUGUAGGCAGUAUUUCAAAACAUGAGGAUAUCUUGUUACACAUGAUUUAACCUGCCACUUUGGAGUCCAUACAUAGUGCAUUGAGCCUUACCAAUUCGCGUGCACUCAACAAUACACGAAGGUAUAAACAUGGCUCCUUACUUGUUAAGACAGACAUCGGGGCACCACAGAUCAAUACUGUCAAAUUCUAUUGGAUGGUAUGUUCACGCUUGAGUCACCAUGUGCCUUAACCAGCAGAACAAGCAGCGUGAACAAUAUCAGGACUGGGAAGUAGCACCCUGGAACAGGUACACCAGACAAAAAAAAAGGGCUUGACUGCAAAUGGUGGUGGGUGCCGUCGUCGGUCAUGUGGACAAGUCUGGCAACAACCAUGCAGCCAUCUUAGACAACCUGAGCUGAAGGAACAUGCGCAAAGGCAGCAGAUUGCGCAUAAUGGACGCUGAAAUGGAGGCCCCGUAGAACCGAAGGCGGGACCUAAGCGCUUUUUACUGUAAUCUGAUUGGUUGCGGUGGUAGUGUCGCGGAAUAUCCCGGGCUUCUGCACAUUGUUUGGGGUUGUGUUGUGUGGCUGAAACUAACGGCAAAUUCUUAAUCAUUCUGUAAUUGUGAUAUUGUAUUCGAUUCCUUAACCAUAAGGAGUUGGGUACGCACGUAGUACUCGUCGCUGGCUUUCAAGUCGCCUUUGGUACGACGGGAGCAAGGAAACAACACCUUUCCUCGGAACGACGUGAGAGAACCACAAGACUCCACAAGUAUCAAGAUGAUUCUGCUGAAGUGGAUGUUGAAGCUCUAGAUAUAUACACCAUGGAUCCCAGUCCUGAUGCCCACCUGUUGUAUCAACCAGAUGUCCACUUCUGCACUUGUAUCCAUAAUACAAAUCCCUGAUCCAAACAUUACUGCAAAUUGCAGAAAAUGCACCCCUGCCUUAGAGGACUUGGAGGUCGCACACUUUCUUCCUCAGUCACGUGACGAUUCGCCUCCGUCUGAUGGUGACUGAGGUCAUGUUGGAAUAAAAGUUCUUCGUAGUGGUGAAUAGCAACGAUUCCACUGAUGUGCUCUGGAUGAAGUUCAAGUACCUCCUGGCUGAAGAUGCAACACAAUGACUCAUGGACAGAAUUCAAAGACUAUCUGACUGAAAGAUUGUGAGCAAGUAGAAGGAGUGAUUUGGACAUAUGGAUCAGUUUACUGAAGGCGAUGACCUUUCAAGUAUGAUGGAUUCUGUAGAAAUUCCCACAUCGGAAUUGAACUGUGUGAAUUCAGUGGCGAAUUCUGUGCAAGACACAAAUCGUGAAACAACGCGUGAUGGGGAAAACCGUGUUUUCUCUUUGAGAGAUCAGUAUGUUACGCCAGAGCAAUUGGCUUUUUCAAAAAAUGAUCCACCGGAGUUUGAUAAACCUUUGUAUGGGACAGCACUAGAUCCUACGUUGUUGACGGUGACUAGUCUUGAGGAUUACUCAGAUGUUAGCAGCUGUUCGGAAGCAGAUUUUGGCCGCAUUUUGAACAUAUUGGAAAAAAACCCUGACCAGUCUUCUGAGUGUCAAGAUACAGUGCUUUCUAGUGAUAAAAAUGAAUUGGAUAAAGAUGUUUGUCAUGCUGGAACACACAAUGCAUGGGCAGCAAGCGACACAUCCAUAGAAAAUCAGGAUUAUGUUUGUAGAGCGUCUCCCGAGACAGUGUGUGAAAGACGAAGUGGCAGUUUUGAUAACGUGAUGGAUGGUGAUAAUCAGGUAGAAAGGUCCUUCUUAAAUGUUCAAUAUCGGUGCUCAAAUCUCAGUACCACAGAAGGUGAAAAUGGAUGCCCUUUGGAAGCUGAGGAACAAAUGAAAGGAGGAUUUCUUAUCCAGAGCACAGACUGUGGUGUUACUGAAAGAAGCAAGAAUUGCAACGACACUAGAACUACUCAGAUGAGUUCUGUUUGUGCCUUGGAUGUAAAUGGUGCCAAACAGAGUAUAGAAGGUCAUGAGAAGAGUGCCCUUACCACUGGAAAUUUAGGUGUACAAAAUGAUUGCAACUUAAAAGGGAUAAACAACACUUGUGAGAUCAAAAAUAAUACUCCAGAAUAUGAAUUAACGCAUGAUGUUAAAAACACUGCUCAUGAAGAUGAACUGGAGAAUGACGGGACAAGGAGCAGUCAAGAGGAUGAACGGAGCAGUUUUGAAUUCUUACAGUCAUGUUUUGGUUUGAGCAGUCUGGACCAUGCAAAAUUAGACCGAAAUGUUGCAAACUUUCCGUUGUCUGGGAGUAUGACUCAGCAGUCCCAGAAUUGUGAGGAUAGUCAUACACAACCCCCAGUACUUGUAAGAGCUACACUUGAAUCUGUUCCCAGAAGUCCGAUAAAAGAGGCAGUACGUGGUGGUCUGCAGGAACCCCCUGUACCAAGUACUUACAGUAGUACUUCUGUGUCUCGGGUAUCUGGACAGCAAAAUGACUCUAUGGAAAAUCAAAUCAUUAGGGGCUUAGUAAGAACUAGGAGUACAUAUGACACUGGAGUUAAAAACAGUGCUUCCUUAUUGUCAUCCAAGAGGUUAAUGAGAAAACUACAACCUGUGGUUCUUGUGAAGACAGCCAAGUGUAAUGCUAAAGAUGGAAACCUGUAUGUUUGUUCUGUGUGCCAGAAUACCACGCAGAAUUUGGAUGAACUUAUUGAACACCAUCAUUGCAAACACUCUAAGCAUACAUUUCAGUAUUGCCUCACCUGUGGAGCCUAUUUUUCUAAUGGAACCUUGGCAGCAAAACAUUUGUGUGAGCAAAUUGGGCCAAAAGAUUUGGAGCUGUCUGAUACAAUAUUGGCAAGUACUAAGCAACUGAGCGAGAAGCUUAAUGCAAAAUACCUAUGUAAGUACUGCCAAAAGCCAUUCGUUAAAAUGUCUUACCAUCAAGAUCAUGAGCAAUGGCAUAAAAUUGUAACACGGCAUAGGUGUGGUUGUUGUGGCUUAUAUUUUCCUCAUGCAAAAAAACUUCGUGCUCACAAACGAAAAGUCAGAUGUACUCCUAUGAUACUAGAACCCAAUGAACAGGGGAAAAAAUGUCCAGAAACAGCCCCUAAAAAUCCAGCUAAACCAACCUUUACAUUUGGAGUUGAUGGUUGUCAGAUUGGGCUUCAAGAUUGUUUUGUGAAACUUGUAGACAUAAACAAAGAGAAGCCAUCUCUACGGAAAAUAAAUUGUCCUGUUUGUGGAAAAAGUUUCAAACUCAGAGCACAACUGAAAGCACACCUUAGAUUGCACACAGGUGCAAAGCCUAUUAAGUGUAAUAAAUGUAAGAAGGAUUUUAAAUAUUCCUGGAAUCUUGAAAAGCACAAAAAGGAGCUAUGUUCUGGAAACAUCACAAAGCAAGACAUUUCUGAACCAUCUAUUCCAGGUAGACAUUUUGGUAGAUUUCCUUGCCCUACCUGUCCACAGAUUUUUGUGUACUCCUACAACCGAACCCGCCACAUGCGACAGCGGUGUUUGAAAGAAUAUAUGGAAAUAAGGAAAGGAAAAGUGGGAAGCAGGUAUAAAUGCCCCUUAUGCAGUGAAACAUUUUCUCUGGUUGCUAAUCGGAAUAGACAUAUUAAAAACACUUGUUUUCAGCAAUAUAAAUUACAGAGGAGGGCUGACAAAAAGAAACUGGUCAAGGAAAAUGUUAAAGAAGAAAAGGAGGAAAAGCAAGUGCUGCUAACAGAGAAUUUGCAAUCUUAUAAAUGUAAAGUGUGCCCUGCUUCAUUUGCGCAUAAAUCUGGAGUCUAUAGACACAUGAAGAAACAUUCAUUGCUUCAGCGUUCUAAAGUACUAGUGGGCAAACACGACGACCCUACUGAUGGGAAAGGAUCAGACUCUAAUAACAAGAGACCUCAAAACCAAGCGUGUUCAAGCCAAGAGUCUAGUGAUUCGGUCACUGCUAACCCUUUCCUUUGCAGUUACUGUGAAAAAUGCUUCAGUUCAAGUGAUUCAUUGAAUAAUCAUCUGCGGAUACAUGGGGGAAAGAAACCCUUCCACUGCUUGGACUGUGGUAAAAAUUUUGGAAGGCGUGGACACUUAAUAGCUCACAAAAAUGUUCACAAGCGACGAAUACAGUGUUCUGUCUGUAAAAAAAUUGUGCCCACUAUUGGAGAUUUGUUGAAACACAGACAAUCCCACAUCAAAAAGGGUUUGCUUCAGUGCCCUGAUUGCCCAAUGCAAUUCAAGUUUCCUGUCUACUUGCUCCGACAUGUUAAAAGGCAUGCAAAUGAAGAAGCCAUGCCAAAAUCAUCUCUGCCUGCUGAAACUCCACUCAAAAAUUCUGCAGAUGAAAAAGUGAAUGAAUUGAAGGAGUCCUUUUUUUGUAGAAUAUGCCAAAAGGCAUUUGUUGAUUCCAAAACACUGAGUGAACACUGUUUAAUUCACCUUCCAAAACCUUCUGUUUCCAAAUGUCCAGUUUGUAAGCAUAAUUUCACAAGUCGAACUGCACUGAUUCGGCAUAUUCGUCUGCACACUGGUGAAAAACCUUUUCCAUGCAAGAUCUGUGGAAUGCGUUUUCACCGGAAGGAACCCCUCCGAGUUCAUCAAGAAAAAUGCAAGGGACUGCGAGAAAAAACUCUCUCUCCAUCAACCACAAUUCAAACACAUGGGAAAUGUGAAGUAAAUGCAACAUCAAAGUCAGAAAAAUUUCCAAAACAAUUUACAUGCUCAUACUGCCCACACAUAUUUACCAUGUCUGGUAAUUUGAAAAUGCACGAAAAAGCUCACUUGGGUAGCAACCUCGUACCAUGUUUAAAAUGUGGGAAAUAUUACAAAAAGAAUAAGAUUUAUGGACAUCGGAAACGCUGCAACAUCAAGGAAUCCCCUUCUGGAGAGACAUUAAACAGUGAAGAAUCUGGAAAUGCACAGAAGAGUGAAUGCAAAGGUACAAAUUUAGUUAUUGCAAACAGAACGUGCAGAAUUGCAAAAGUAAUGGGGACAAAUAUCAAUGACGGUCUUAAGGAGCGAUGCCCACAGUGUCCUAAACGUUUCCGAUUCAGAUCUUAUUUACUAAGACAUCUUAAUUCUCACUUGGCAAAAAACCAGUUUGCAUGUAAGCAUUGUGGUCAGAAAUAUAGCAAUCAGAGCUCCUGUCAAAAGCAUGAGGCCUUAUGUGAUGGUGUGUUGAGACAGCAUGAAGCAAAACAACUGAAUGAAUCUGAAGAAACCAAAAGCAUGCCAGAAAGUGCAGCCAGUCUAAAGGAAUUCACAGUAAUCAUUGGAGAAAAUGGUGAGCAGUUGAAGUGCAACUUUUGCACAAAAACCUUUACAAAACCUAGGUAUCUGCGACGGCACAUUCUUACCCACACAGACGUCAAGCCAUAUCGUUGUAAAACAUGUGAAAAUUGUUUUUCUCGAUACGAUCACCUGAAGCAUCACCAAACACGAUGUAGAAGCAAAAAGCAACAACCUGAGGUGCUUCUUCAACAGAUUUCUCUUGACCAUGUUGGCUCUCAAGCCAAGAGACAGCUACCAAGUGAUGUGUUUGAAUGCAGUACUUGUUCAAAGAAGUUUUCUACAAGCACCAACUUAACAAGGCAUGUUUCCAUGCUACAUUCUACUUUCAAACCAUUUUCCUGUAAAAGAUGUGGUACUGGCUUUACGGCUAUAGAAAGUCUGAAGAGACACCGCAUCAGGGUGAACUGCAAGAUGUCCUCAGCAGAGUGUCUGGAACCAGUGCAAAUGCCAAUCAAGUUAAAUACUUCAGUGCAGUCUUGCAGAGAAACAGCCAAACCCAUGCAAAGCAUAGAUGGGCACUACUCCAAUAAAUGGAAGUUCCAAUGUGAGUACUGCCCUCGCCGCUUUAAAGCCCAAACACAAUUAAAAUUGCAUACUCGUCUUCAUACAGGGGAAAAACCAUUUGGAUGUGCCAGUUGUGAUGAGCGUUUCAUCAGAAGAGACUAUUUAAAACGGCAUUUGAGUAAAUGCAGUGGGAAAAGAGAAGGGCCGAAAGUGCUUUGUGACAGAUGUGGUGGAUUGUUUACUCAGCAAGCUCUUGAGAUGCAUCAAAACAACUGUGUCAUCAGCUUAAAGUCCACUGACUGCCCUGAAAGUGUAAGCAGUAUUUCCAGCCCUUCAAAAGUCAAGGCGUUUUCCUGUGUCAACUGUAAUGACCGCUUCUUAUUGUUCUCCCAGCUUCAGCAGCAUAUUUUGACAAAACACAGAUCUGAUGGAAAACAGCAGUCAAGUAUCCUUGAGUUUGAGCAGUUAUCAAGUAAUUUGCACAUUAAGGAGGAACCAGCAGAUGACAGUUACGCUGAGAGCUUGCCAAGCAACUGUCAAAUAUAUGCCAACAAUGAGCAUGAAAGUAUUGAUGCUGAAAAGGAGAAACCAUUUGAGUGUGAGCAGUGCCACAUGAGGUUUAUAACUAACAGUGGGCUUGGUAUGCAUAUGCGUACUCAUACAGCAAUGUAUCCUCUUUCAUGCAAAAAAUGCAACAAGGGAUUUUGGAGCAAAAAUGUACAACAGAAGCACACGAGAAAAUGUAAGGGUUUGGAAGUCACAAAAAAGGAACCUAACACACAAGAUGCCGUUUCAUCAGAAUUGGAGUCUGCUCCAAAUGAUGAAGUCCUAGUCUUUAAUAAAGGCUCCAGCACAACUGGAACUGGUGUACUCCAGACAAAGUUUUCAUGUAAAGACCAGGAUAAAGGAAAUGCGGACAAAGGAGAUGCAGUUGUUCACAAGUAUCAGUGCUCUGAAUGUGAGCAAAGUUUUACAGAUGGGCUCAUGCUUAUAAGUCAUCUUGAGGCUCAUGGCCGUGAAGACCAAGAGCGUAGGUUAGGCAAAAGCCAUCGCUGUCACAUUUGUGGUAAGAACUUUGAACAAGCAGGUGUGCUGCAAAGACAUGUGAAGACACAGCAUCAGGAAACAGUUAAGAAUACCUGCCCUGAAUGCUUUAGAAGCUUUCGCUAUCCCUCUGAUUUGGACAUACACAGAUCUUGUCAUGAUCCUAAUCGGCCAUUUGUUUGUAACACAUGCGAGUUGAGGUUUUGGACUUCUAAAUCCUUGAGUACUCAUCAAAGGCUGACUCACUCAGCUAGCGAACCACUCAAAACUGUCGAGCCUACUCCAAGAACUGAUAGGGUGUCUCCUAAAGUAUUUACUUGCCAUCCCUGUAAUAAGAUUUACACUAUCAGAAGGUCAUAUAUGAAACACUGCAGGGUUAAACAUAAAGGGUGUUCAAAAGGCCUCGAUGACCUUAAAAGUGCUACCGCUGAAGAUCAGUUGAGCAACAAUGAGUCAGAUGGAAGUGAUGACGACUCCGACUCUGCCCCUUACUUUCCUUGUCAUGUUUGUGGUAAAACAUUCCUGACAUCAGAAAGUCUUGAGGAUCAUCAAAGAUGCCAUCUUGGUGAAAAGCCUUAUGAAUGUGAAGAAUGUGGCAAAUGCUUUAUUCAGCUUGUAAAUUUGCAGCAGCAUCAGCGCAGUCACAAAUCUGAGUUUCAGUGUCAAAUGUGCGGAAAAGGUUUUGUUUCACUCUUUGCAUUGCGCAAACAUAAGCACACUCAUGUUAGAAAACAUCCCCAUCGAUGCACAAAAUGUCAUUUAAGUUUCACACGGUCUUCACAGCUGACAGAACAUAUGAUCACUCAUCGUGAUGAAAAUUUUCCCUGUGAUCUUUGCCAUGAAAACUUUUCCUGCAAAUCAAGCCGAGCAGAGCACCGGAAAAUCCACACGGAGGCAGAGGAAGAGCUCCCUCCUUUAAUUCCACCAGCAAAGCAGACCACAUCUUCACCAGUCUUGAUCAACCCUUCAUUAAGUACUGUUCAGCAAUACAGAUAUCGCUGUGAAAUUUGUCAAGUACAAUUUCCAGAUCCUGAGCAGCUCUCGGAGCAUGGCUGUAAUCCAGCAAAAGAGCGUCCAUACUCAUGUAAAGACUGUAACAAGCAUUUCUUGCAUGGUUCUCACCUUAAAAAACAUCAGCUCACUCAUCAGUUGUCUGGAACACGAUCCUUUCAGUGUAAUAGUUGUCACAUGAGCUUUAGCCACCGCCAUCACUUCCUGACCCAUUUGCAAACACAUGGUGGUGAAGAAUCUUCCAAAUCUCAAAUUAACAAUGAAGUGAAGAUAUCAAACACUGAUGAUUCACAUCAGGACAAAAUUUACAGAUGCCCAAUUUGUCCUGAGAGUUUCUCUCAAGUGUUAGAGCUGGCAAAUCACCUUUCUGUUCAUGCAAAUAUGUGCAACGUUUGUAACAAGACAUUCUCAACUAAGCAACAACUUGAGAAACACGAACAGUGCCAUUUGUCUGCAGCUACACAGUACGAGUGCACAGAAUGUGGAAAGAGCUUCCUUGGAAGUGAUGCCUUUCGCCAACAUUAUUGUGUUCACCAAAAACAUCUUUCAUGUUCAUCCUUGUCAACCACUGACAAAAAGAGAUGUUUAGAAAAUUCCUCUGAGGUACUCACUAAUAUUGAGGAGGAGGAGGAGGUUGAUGUUGGAGAAGACUUUUAUAAUUGCCCUACCUGUAGCAAACGAUUUCCUUCUAACAUCAGUUUGCAGGAGCACCAAAAGUUCCAUGAAUUUGAUCGUCCUUUUAAGUGUCUGGUUUGUGGAAAAGGCUUUGCCAAAAAGAAGUAUCUUACACAGCAUCAGCAAAUACACAAUGAGCGGCCCUAUCGAUGUGAUUUGUGCUCCAAUUCCUUCAAAACGGAACAAUCACUUUUGUCCCACCGUAAAACCCAUGAUGCAGACCGCAAAUACCACUGCUCAGUUUGUGACAAAUCAUAUAGAACACAAUAUGAUCUUACAAGGCAUGAACAGAAACAUCCUGAAUUGCAAAACUUUAGUGAAGUAAGUGGUGACCACAGAUGUGAUAUGUGCUAUAAGUCUUUCAGCUUGCUUUCUCAACUGAGACAGCACCAGGAAACUCACGUUGGACAAGUUGUCUAUGAGUGCACAGAGUGUGACAAAGCGUUUGCUUUUCUACAUCUUUUAGAAGAACAUCAGCAAACUCAUGGGACUUCAACAGAUUCUUUCCAAUCCCAGUCACCAUCUGACAUUCUCUUUCAAAGCCCAGUAAUUGAGUAGAGUGUACUGUAGAGUAUUUCCUGCAAUGCAGGUGAUUCUUAGUCAUUCAAUUUUCUGAACACGUUAAAAUUGUAUAGGUUCUUGACUCAUGUUGUGGGUUCAUGCUUUUUCAUAUUAAGUCAUACGCUUGUUGGUUUUUUUUUGUUGUUGUUGUUGGGUUUUUUUAAAAAAUAAAUAGGUUUUUCAUUUCAGUACUCUAUGUACAUACGUAACAAAUUUUUGCUUUUACUACUGCAAUUCAGAGAACUACUUACUGAAUUUCUAGUGUUUAGAAAACUCCAUAUAAAUGUAAAUUAUUGUUGUACAAUUAAGAAACGGAUGUGGGAUAAAAUUUGCAUGCUUCGAAUAACUGAGGAAAUGCUGUGUAAAUAUUGUCACCACCAAAUUUUGUAUUAAUGGGGUUUAUACAGCAGCAUUAAAAUGUCCAUCCAUAAACUGUUUACCAUUUUUUGGUAUUUAUUCAAAAGCCUUUUUUAUUAGUCACGCUUUCUGUUAACAUUUGUAACUUGCAGACCCAUGUUUUGAAUUAAUUUUGUUUUAUUGUACUUUUGUGUCAUGUCCUAACUGGUUUUACACAUAUCUAAUACCCAUGUAACAAACUGAGUCAACAUGAAAUUGAUAGGAUUGUUAGAGUUGUGUAUAUGCCUUUUGUAUAUUCAGAUGUGACUCUUGGUAUCUACUGUUUUCUUAAGAAUAUUUUAUUCUGUUUUGUUGAUAACAAUUACUCUUCCUUUCCUUUGCUUAAUGGGUGGUUAAGAGCACCUACCAAGCACUUCAUGGUGUAGUUACUCGUUAUGGCAAGUGACAUUUGUUUGUGUGUAUAUAUAUAUAUAUAUAUAUAUUCAUGUAACUUUUUUUUUAAACAAUUUUUUAGACAAUUUUGGUGUUAAAAUUUUCAGACAUUAAAGCCAUUUGAAUAUAGCCAUCACCUGUGGUCUACAUCUGUCACAUUCAGACUAAAAUGUUUGACUUUGAAAGGCGUGGAUUGCUGAAAGAUGUCAGGAUGGGCAAUUAUUUUAUAGUAUCAAAGUAGACUGCCAAAACGUAAUAUUUGUAUACACAUCAUAUUGACAGUUUAAAAAAAAAAAAUUUAAGAUGACAAACCACUUGGAAGAUCACAGUAUUGCCAGUAACAGUAGACUAAAUGUUCACCAGGGAGGUAAAGCUAAUGAAAAUUAUUUUUAAUGCAUUUAGACAUUUACCUAAAAAUAAAUAAAUAAAUAAAUAAAAUCAGAGGCUGGUAAUACAUUGUGUUGUAAUAACUAAAACGAGUGACUCGUUUUAGUUGCUCUUGAUGCUUUUAGUUUGUGGGUGUGGUAGCAUCUGCUGUUGUCUCUUGUGGGAGCGUAGCAUCCAUCCAGUGUGUGUAGUUCUAAUGAGAAAAUGUAUCCAAAAUGUAUUGCUCACAGUGCAGUUUGCUAAAGUAUAUGAUUGAUUUUCUUUUUUUUAAAUGUAUUUAAAAUGAACUCUGCGAUUUUUGUAACAUGAAAAGAAAAACAUGCAAAUUGCUUGUAAAAGCUAGCAUUAUGUGCUAGGCUUCAAAUUAGCUUUAAUAAUGUGUGUGCUAACUGUACUAACUAUAUAAAUUUACCAGAGGCACAAUCAUGUACCUAUGUCUUUUUCCUAACUAAUUGAACACAAAUUAAAUAACACCCAAGUCAGUGUGAAUUUUAAUUUACCUGGUCAUUUUAAUUUACCUGUUCUGUGACAUGAUGUUAGUUAUUGACACAUUAGCAGUGGAUGCUAAAUGCACUAACUACAAGCACUAUCCAGGGAUAACAGUGAUCUCUGCAAUUUCCUUUUAGCUUGUCCAAAGACAUGCAUUGUAGGGCUGAUUGGCAUCUCUAUAUUGUCCAUAGUGUGUGAGUAUGUGUGCUAUUGUACCCUGCGAUUGAUUGGCACACCAUCCAGGGUCUCCCCUGCCUUGUGACCAGAGUCCCCUGGGAUAGGCUCCAGGCUCGAUGGGAAGAUAAAACCGCAGUGAUAAGAUUUUCUUCCCUUUUUUCAAGUCAAACAUAGAACGUAGGAACUAUAGGUGCAAAAAAUGAACUUUUUCACGAUAUUCAAAUUUUUUGAGCUGCACCUGUAAUUGCAUGUAGGAGCUCAAGUUGUGAGAGCCGAAUUGAAAAGUGUGAAAAUGAAUGGCCACCUGUUACUUUGUUGCACAUUUAUGAGGAUUAGGACUUAAGUCUUAAGCAUGAAGUACAACGGUUAAUUCACUGUAACUCUGUUAACAAUACCCCAUUUCUAUAAUACAAACCUAUAGUGCACAAGGACGUGUUUGCCUCUUUUAUGUAUUUUGUAGUAAAAUCAAGUCUUCAAUACUCCCAUGACCCAUGAAAAAAUGUGGGAAAACUGGGAAAUGGAAAAGUUGCAAUAUAAAAAAGAAGAAAGGUCUUUAGAUCACGUCUCUCUGAAUGGUAUUGUAUUUUUCUCUUUUAACUAUUAACAAUGUGUAAUAGUUAAUAUUUUGGUGAUACAAGAUCAUUUUAGAUUGCAGAACAGUGAGAUUGUGAAGCAACAAGUGGAAUUUGCACUAUCACUAAAAUAGGGUGGAAACAAAAUAUUACAACUCUGAAAUAAAAUAUGAUAUUUAAAAUGAUUUAUUCUAUUCCAUGGUUCCAAAGGUGAACAAAGUCCUGUAUUAAAGUACAUAACAUUUACUAAAUGAAUUACCAGUGGCAAUUAAAACCUCAUUCAUUAACUAAAGUAUUGAUUUACACAUCUUUAAAUGACCUGUUUAGUUCUUUUCACCUUUCGGUAUGACAUGACAGUGGAUUAGCUUCAUCAAAACAAGUUCAAGGUCCAGACCUAAACCAAUUAAAAAUUGCUGGGGUGACCUGAAGAGGGCUGUGCACAGGAGAUGCCCAGACAAUUUGACUUUGAGUUAGAAUGCUUUCGCAAGGAAGAAUGGCAAAAUAUUGCUAAGUCGAGAUGUGCCAAACUGAUUCUUACCCAAAAAGCCUGAAUGCUGUGAUAAAAUCUAACUGCUUCAACUAAGUAUUAUUUUAGGGGUGUGCACACUUGUGCAACCAGGUUAUUUUAAGUUUAUAUGUAUCCCCCGCCCCGAUGAUUCUUAUUGUAUUUCAUUAAUUAAUUAAAAUCACUUUAAUUAAUGUUAAACUUUCACAAUAAAGAGAGAAAAGGUUCUGACAUGAUUUAUAUUGGUUUAUUUAUUUAUUUAUUUUUACAUCACAGCAAACUGCCAUUUUAACAGGGGUGUGUAGACUUUUUAUAUAAGUACUUAAGGUGGAAAAGUUAGUCUUGACAGUAGCAUAUCAGCAGGCAUGAAAUUAAAUGAACACUAUGUGACUAGGUUUGCAGCAUGGUGGUCACUUAUAGUGAUGGUGCUGGUUGCAGCAGUAAUAACGCUCUACCAAAUUUAUAGGUGUAUGCCUUUCCAACACUGCUUUGGAGAACCCAGUGUUCUUAAUAGCCUUAUUCUGGCCAAACAGACCAUGAUUAUGCCUACUGUUUAAGAUUACCGAUGGGGGCUUGCUGUCCUAUAUGAAUGGGUCAUGUGUGACCAGACACCCUGAAAUUGUGGGUCUGGCCCAUGAGAGUGACUCCAGUAUAUAAACCUGACCAUACUCCAUAAACCUUCUAAUUGUAUACAGUUAAUUGAAAAGUUUCCUCAUUCCUAACUGUCUCAGUUAGGAGACAGCUGAAGAAACUUCACCAAGGCAAGGCUGCAGACCCUGAUCAUUCCCACGGUCCUAAAGUCCUGUGCUACCCAGCUGUCUGGUAUCCUAUAAUACAUCUUUAACCUGAGCCUGAUGCAGGGAAGGAUACCUGUGCUAUGGAAAGCAUCUUGCUUAGUGCUGGUACCUAAGAAAGCCACCCCAUCUGGUCUCAAUGACUUAAGAGCAGCUGCCCUAAUGUCACAUGUCAUGAAAAUACUGGAAAGACUGGUUCUGGCCCACCUCAGACCACAUGUGAAACAUACUCUGGACCUCGUCAGUUUGCUCAUCAGUGGGUGUGAAUGAUGCUGUCAGUGGGGUGUAUUAAAGAUGGGCAGGAUUUGGAGUACAAGGAACUGGUGGAUAACUUUGUGAAGUGGUGCAGCAGGAAUCAUCUGCUUCUAAGUAUAAAUAAGACCAAGGAGAUGGUGGUGGAUUUUAGUAUGAGAACUACGACCAAGCCCAUAAAUAUCAUGGGUGAGGAGGUUGGAAUUGUCGAGCACUACAAGUACUUGGGUGUUCACUUGAACAACAGACUAGACUGGAGGACCUACACAGAUGCUGUGUAUAAGAAGGAAAUGAGCAGACUCUUUGAUGAAAUGAUCUUUCCUGAGAAAGUUUGUGAAGUUUGUUUUCAAUCAAUGUGAUGACAAUCAGGUGUGAGUGAGCACCCUGUUUUAUUUAAAGAACAGGGAUCUAUCAAAAUCUGAUCUUCAGAACACAUGUUUGUGGAAAUGCAUCAUUGCAUGAACAAAGGAGAUUUCUAAGGGCCACAGAAAAAGAGUUGUUGACGCUAAUCAGGCUAGAAAAGGUUGCAAAACCUAUAGAGUUUGGCUUCCACUAAAUCACAGUCAGACAGAUUAUGUACAAAUGGAGGAAAUUCAAGACCAUUGUUACCCUCCCCGGGAGUGGUGGACCAUCAAAGAUCACUCCAAGAGCAAGACGUGUAAUAGUCCACAAGGUCACAAAGGAACCCAGGGUAAUUUCUAAGCCAUGAAAGGCCUCUCUCACAUUGGCUAAUGUUAAUGUUUAUGAGUCCACCAUCAAGAGAACACUGAACAACAAUGGUGUGCAUGACAGGGGUGCAAGGAGAAUGCCACUGCUCUCCAAAAAGAACAUUGUUGCCUGUCUGCACUUUGCUAACAAUCAUGUGGACAAGCCAGAAGGCUAUUGGGAAAAUAUUUUGUGGACAGAUUAAACAAAAAUAGAAUUUUUGGUUUAAAUGAGAAGUGUUAUGUUUGGAGAAAGGAAAACACUGCAUUCCAGCAUAAGAGCCUUAUCCCAUUUGUGAAAUAUGUUGGUGGUGGUGAUGGUGGUAGUAUCAUGGUUUGGGCCUGUUUUGCUGCAUCUGGGCCAGGACAACUUGCCAUCAUUGAUGAUACAAUGAAUUCUGAAUUAUACCAGUGCAUUCUAAAGGAAAAUGUCAGGACAUCUGUCUGUCAACUGAAUUUCAAGAGAAAAUGGCUCAUAAAGCAAGACAAGGACCCAAAACAAGCAGUUCAUAUGAGGAAACCCACCAACAUCCUAGAGUUGCAGUUAUUGCUGCACAAGGGGGUCACACUAGAUACUGAAAGCAAAGGUUCACAUACUUUUGCCACUCACAGAUAUGUAAUAUUGGACCAUUUUCCUCAAUAAGUAAAUAAUCAAGUAUAAUAUUUUUAUCUCAUUUGUUUAAUUGGGUUCUCUUUGUCUACUUUUAGGAUUUGAAAGGUGUCUUAACUUUUGUUGCAUCGAGUUCCUACUGCAGGGCCUGUGUUUUUAAUAUAGUAAAUCUAAACUGUUAGUUUUUAAUUUUACAUAAGAGCAAAUACCCUAGAGGUAUUAGAAGUAAUGCAAUUACUGUAAGGUGAUACAAUUUUUAAUUAUUUGAUAUUUAAUUGAUAUUGCACAGGAAUUACUCAAAUCUGUUGUAUACUGUACAUGCUAAACAAUCUUCAAUCAAACAUGCUAAACAGUCUUACACUGGCCUUGGUGCUAAUUAGUUUGUGCAAUUUAAAUUUUAAUAUGUUUAGCAUAUUUAACAAUAGACAUUGUUAUAAAGCAACAUUACAGACAUCUGCAUAUUGAUUUAUAUUUCGAUAUUUAGACAGUGUCAAG
Ictalurus furcatus (blue catfish) is the source of this 15017-nucleotide messenger RNA. Its product is annotated as zinc finger protein 1035. NCBI's taxonomy places the organism in Eukaryota, Metazoa, Chordata, Actinopteri, Siluriformes, Ictaluridae. The record is from RefSeq and is a predicted model, not a curated record. Bases 1405 to 9240 code for a protein of 2611 amino acids. The transcript is spliced from 6 exons. Gene Ontology annotation, cellular component: nucleus. Gene Ontology annotation, molecular function: DNA-binding transcription factor activity, RNA polymerase II-specific; RNA polymerase II transcription regulatory region sequence-specific DNA binding. Gene Ontology annotation, biological process: regulation of transcription by RNA polymerase II.